Molecule: messenger RNA, 723 nt
Organism: Gaeumannomyces tritici R3-111a-1
Lineage: Eukaryota; Fungi; Ascomycota; Sordariomycetes; Magnaporthales; Magnaporthaceae
Exons: 4
Coding region: 1-723 (240 amino acids)
Molecular function (GO): S-adenosylmethionine-dependent methyltransferase activity; O-methyltransferase activity
Source: RefSeq, a predicted model, not a curated record
AUGAAGGAGCUCGUCCCAGCCCUGUACCCAAAUGGCGUCGUCGCGGCCAGUGUGACAGAGUACUCUGACGCCAAGAGCAGCGGGCUGUCCGAGGUGCUGGUCAGGUACCACGAGAAAAUCCUGCAGCGGCCCGACUCCUACUACACCAUCAGUCUGUACCAGGCAAAGACACUAACCUUCCUGGCAAGGAGCAUCGAGGCAAAGAGAGCGCUCGAAAUCGGCGUGUACAUGGGAUUCUCUGCCAUGGUAUGGGCCAAUGCCGUCGGCCCGGCUGGCAAGGUCACUGGACUGGAGUACGAUGCGGACUUCGCAGAGGAGGCACGACGGGGAGUCAAGGAGAACGGAUUCAGCAACGUCGAGAUCAUCGUCGGGGACGCCGCCACAACACUCCCGAGCCUGGAGGUGACGGAGCCGUACGACAUCAUCUUCAUCGACGCCGACAAGGUCGGGUACCCCAAGUACCUGGACGCCAUCCUGGCGCGGUCGCAGCCCGGGUCCACGUCGCGGCUGCUGCGGCCGGGCGGGCUGAUCGUGGCGGACAACGUGCUCCGCCGGGGCCUCGUGGCGCACAGCGGGCCCGAGAACCCCAACAGCGCGAGCAUAGACGCGGCCAUCAUCGAGUGCCUCGACGGCUUCAACACCGCCCUGGCCACCCACGCCCGCCUCGAGGCCCUCCUGCUGCCGCUCUUUGACGGCCUGGGGCUUGCCCGCCUCGUGGACUAA